Molecule: messenger RNA, 2121 nt
Organism: Polistes canadensis
Lineage: Eukaryota; Metazoa; Arthropoda; Insecta; Hymenoptera; Vespidae
Product: cytochrome P450 9e2-like
Exons: 1
Coding region: 320-1945 (541 amino acids)
Molecular function (GO): oxidoreductase activity, acting on paired donors, with incorporation or reduction of molecular oxygen; monooxygenase activity; iron ion binding
Source: RefSeq, a predicted model, not a curated record
AAAUGUAAACGUUUAUAUUAACUUUAGAAUGUUUGGAAUCUAAAAAUAUAUGAUCACGUCAGUAACAUGGAUGGAUACUAAAAGAGUACGCAGAAAGAACGUCAGUUGGUUAUAAUCUCUCGGCAGUGAAACUUGUUUGGUUCUAUCUCCCUCUCUCUUUUUAUCUUUCUUUGUCUCAUUUUUUCUCUCGCACGCAAAUAGACGCGCGCGCGCGCGCGUGCACAAACACACACACACACCCACCCAUACCCACCUAAACACACCCAUUUAGAUUACAUUACAUAGAUCUUUUUAUUUCCAUUAAGUUUUGACUCGUGAAAUGGAAUUGUCGUGGGCUUGGAUAAUAGCCAUUGUGCUAGUGAUAAUUAGCACAUAUUUAUAUUUGUGGAAUGAUUAUGAUUACUUCAAGAAAAGGGGCAUACCGUAUAUAAAAUCAUGGCCAAUAUUGGGCAGCUUUGCUCCAGCAUUUAUAAUGUUGAAACCACCGGCCGAAUUUAUCAUCGAUAUGUACAAUCAUAAUCCUAAUGCAAAAUACAUUGGUUUUUUCGAAACGAAUAAUCCGGUUGUAUUGAUACGUGACCCCGAAUUAAUCAAAUUGAUUUCGGUUAAGUAUUUCGAUUAUUUCCCGGAACACCGUGGUCUCGUUGAAGAAGGACACGAUCCAUUAUUUGGAAGAAAUUUAUUUUCGUUACGUGGCGACAAAUGGAAAGAAACUAGAAUGAUGUUGACACCUGCAUUUACAUUGAGCAAAUUAAAGGGCAUGUUUAAAUUGAUGAACGAGUGCGGUGCUGAUUUUACAGAAUUUUUAUCGAAAAUGCCAGAUCAUAAGAAAACAAUUGAAAUGAAAGACGUAUUAACUAGAUAUACCAACGAUGUAAUAGCAACUUGUGCAUUUGGUAUAACUAUCAAUUCGAUGAAAGAUCCGGAAAAUGAAUUUUAUAUUUGUGGAAGAGAGGCUACGAAUUUUGGUCCAUUGAGAACAUUCCAAUUCAUUUUGUUACGUAGUUUUCCAAUAUUAUCACGUCUGAUCAAUAUCAAAUUCGUAUCGGAUAAGGUUGCUAAUUAUUUUGAGAACAUUGUCAAAGACGUUAUUGACACGAGAGAUCAAAAUAAUAUUGUUAGAUCGGAUAUGAUACAAUUGAUGAUUGAAGCUAGGGAUAAGAGAACUGAAUUGGGACAAGAAUUACCAUUAAUAGAUAUAGUUGCACAGGCAUUCAGUUUCUUCUUUAGCGGAUUUGAUGGUGUUGCUUCUUCAAUGUGUUUCACUUGUCACGAGAUUUGCGUUAAUUUGGAUAUACAAAAGAGAUUACAAAAGGAUAUUGAUGAAAUCAUUGACAAAACUAAUGGAAAUCCAACAUACGAUGAUAUUAAUAAUAUGCAUUAUCUUAGUGCUGUGAUAAAUGAAUCACUUAGAAGAUAUCCUGUUGGUAUUAUGCACGACAGAGUAUGCGUUCAAGAUUACGAAUUACCGCCAACAUUACCAAACUAUAAACCAUUUAUUAUAAAAAAAGGCAUUAACGUAAUGUUCCCAGUUUAUGCAAUUCAUCACGAUCCUAAAUAUUUCGAGGAUCCUUACAAAUUUAAUCCUGAAAGAUUCAUGGAUAAUGGCAAAGAUAUUAAUAAUUCUGGAACUUAUUUCCCAUUUGGAAUGGGACCUAGAAUGUGCAUUGCUAAUAGAUUCGCUAUAUUGGAAAUAAAAGUAUUAAUUUUUCAUUUACUGGCAAGAUGUAAUUUAAAGCCUUGCUCGAAAACUGUUAAUCCGAUACAACUUACUAAAACGGGAAUACACAUGAAUUCUGCAAAUGGUUUUUGGAUUUAUUUAGAGGAAAGGAAGGAUGCACAUCCAGCUGUUAAAAACCUUUUACCCAAUAGCAAAAUUGAUAAUAAUAAUUAUAAUAAUUCUAAUGCCACAAUUAAAGCAACUACCAAUGGCGUUGCCAAAUGAUCAUACGAUCACAAAGAUUCAAAUAAUAAAUAUACAUUUAAUGAUUAUCAAUGUAUUUUACCUUAUAUUAUAUAAUACAUUUUAUAUAUAUAUACAUACGAAUGAAAUGUUAUAUGUACCGAAUUUCAAUUACCUAUUUAAUAUAACACGUAAUCGUGUUUCUAAUUACACGCAAC